CUGUGUCCAGCAACAUUCCCAAGGGUGGGCAGACAGGGGUUGAGUUCUUUCCUCAGCAGAUAUAAGGCCUUGGUCCCAUAACUUCUCAAGUGCAUUGUCUUUACAGAGGAGACACAGCUCAACAUACAAACUGAUAUACUGAUAUCCAUCAAAAUGUGGUCAUCCCAGGCAGUGCUCCUCGCAGCCUCCUGUGUCUGUCUGGCUCAGGUCAGAAUCAAAACCCAAGAAUCACAUGCAAUUGAUGAGAUCUCAGGCGAUUCAGACCUGCGCUUCAGGCGUAUGGUUGGGGGCACCCUGGCCCCUCAUGUCCCCUGGCAUGCCAUGGUCUACCUGAGUGAAAACGUCAUGGACGGGGGCUUCGCUGGGGGAGCUCUAAUCUCUGACCGCUGGGUCCUGACCGCUGGCAGGAACUUGUUUGUCAGGAAGAGUAGGCAGGACACCCAGGGGAAAGAACCAAUCAUCCCCAAGGUGUACCUAGGCAUCACGCGACGCUCCCAAGCCAAUGCUUCCAAAGAAGUUGCUGUUGAAAAGGUGGUUCUGCACCCAGGCUUCCAGAACGUGUCAGACUGGGACAACGACCUGGCUCUGAUUCAGCUGAAGCGGCCAUUCACACUGAGCGAGGAUGUGAUGCCCAUCCCUCUGCCUGAGAGGGGUGAGGACCUGGCUGAGGCAGCCCAGAAGAAAGGCAUCAUCACAGGCUGGGGCUUGGGGGUCCACUUCACCCCCGCUGAGUUACUGAAACACCUGGUGUUGCCUGUGGUAUCGCACGGCUUCUGUAAAGCAGAGUACAACCCCCGUGGCCAAGGGCUGAGCAGGACUCCUACCAUAGACGACAACAUGUUUUGUACUGGAGCCAGCAAGUACCAGGAGAAUGUGUGCUUUGGGGAUGCAGGCGGUGCCCUGGCAGUCCAGGACCCCAAAGACAGCAGAGUGUAUGCUGCAGGGAUCCUGUCCUUCGAUAAGGCCUGUGCCAGGGAGAAAUACGCUGUCUACAUGAAGCUCUCUGCCUACGUGCCUUGGAUCAACAGUGUCCUCAGGGGCGACAGUGAGACAUCAGCCAGUCUCCGCUCCAGUGUAAUGUCUGACAUGUAUUCCAGGCAGUUGUAGCCUCCACUCAGCACAAUCUCCAUUAUGCCUUUGCAAACAAAGUCAUUCUCUGCCUUGAUCUUGUCAAACUCUCUCAAGUUAUGACUUUCUUUGAGUGUGUGUCCUCGCCUGAUUGAGUAUGUCUUCCGAUGUUGAUUUCAAAGGAUUUUCAAUAAAUUAAUCUCUCUUAA
Molecule: messenger RNA, 1277 nt
Organism: Oncorhynchus gorbuscha (pink salmon)
Lineage: Eukaryota; Metazoa; Chordata; Actinopteri; Salmoniformes; Salmonidae
Product: haptoglobin-like
Exons: 4
Coding region: 154-1107 (317 amino acids)
Biological process (GO): proteolysis
Molecular function (GO): serine-type endopeptidase activity
Source: RefSeq, a predicted model, not a curated record